Molecule: messenger RNA, 1315 nt
Organism: Meloidogyne enterolobii
Lineage: Eukaryota; Metazoa; Nematoda; Chromadorea; Rhabditida; Meloidogynidae
Source: the annotation of a GenBank genome assembly
UCUGUGUAUAAUAAAGCUUCGUAUUAUAAAAUUUCAAAUGACCAUCACUUAUGAUGAACUAAAUAAUUUGAUUAAAAAUGAAAAAAUAGACACGGUUGUUGUGGCAUGCAUCGACAUGCAAGGCCGACUGAUGGGCAAGAGGUUAACUGGCCGGCAUUUUUUAGGAUUGAAUCAAAAGAAGAUUAGCAUUAGCACAUUUGUAUAUGCGGUAACCAUAGAAGGCAUCGCUGGCGGAGGUUAUGAGAUUUCAAGUGUAGACACAGGUUAUAGUGACUGCCAUCUCUGUGCAGAUUUGAAAUCCCUUCAUUUGCUCCCAUGGUCAGAAGGCGCUGUAUUGGCAAUUUCCAAUCCUCAUAAUUUCGUUACUUCCGAGCCGUUGUUCUGUUCACCUCGAGUAAUACUCAUGCAGCAAAUUGAGCGCCUGGCUAAUCUAAAGCUUAAAGGCCUUUUUGCUUCUGAACUAGAAUUCAAUCUUUUCAAUGAAACAUAUGAAAGUGCCAGCCAAAAGCAUUGGAAAAAUUUAAAAACCGCGCAGCCGCAUCACCAAUGGAUGAAUAUUAGUGCAAGUAGUGGGAUCGAAACUUUCAUGCGUUCAGUGCGUAUUUUGAUGGAAGCAACACAUCCCGAAUUUUUACCUAGUCAGCAUGAACUUAAUUUUGUACCAGCAGAUCCUCUAACAAUGGCUGAUCGUCAUAUUAUUGCAAAACAUGGAAUUCGCAAUAUGGCGGAACAGUCUGGAAUGAUUGCAUCCUUUAUGGCUAAAUUAAGUUCAACUGCGCUUGGUAAUGCUUGCCAUAUUCAUAUGUCACUUCAAGAUUCUGAAACAGGAAAAAAUGCAUUUUAUGAUCAAAAUGAUGAAUAUGGAAUGUCAACAUUAGCCCGUAAUUGGAUUGCUGGAUUAUUGAAAUACGUGCCUGAAGCGACUUAUUUCUUUGCUCCUUACAUCAACUCCUACAAAAGACUUCAACCGCUUACUUUUGCACCAACAAAAUGUUGUUGGGCAAUUGACAACCGAACAAGCGCCUUUCGACUUUGUAAUUCAAAAUCUGAGGGAAUUAAUGUUGAACUGCGUAUCGGAGGCGCCGAUUUAAACCCUUAUUUAGCUUUUUCCGCAAUCAUAGCUGCAGGAAUUAGCGGUAUAGAAGAAAAGCUUGAACUUCCCCCUCCUGCAUCUGGCAAUGUUUACAAUGAUAAGGAAUUACCUGAAUUUCCUAAUUCCUUACAAAAAGCUACACAACUUCUAAAAGAAUCGAAAAUGCUGAAUAAAACAUUUGGUAAUUCAAAAAUUAUCAGAUUACAAUUUGAUUUAAAUUAA